Molecule: messenger RNA, 1752 nt
Organism: Exaiptasia diaphana
Lineage: Eukaryota; Metazoa; Cnidaria; Anthozoa; Actiniaria; Aiptasiidae
Product: beta-1,3-galactosyltransferase 5-like
Exons: 1
Coding region: 37-1242 (401 amino acids)
Cellular component (GO): membrane
Molecular function (GO): hexosyltransferase activity
Source: RefSeq, a predicted model, not a curated record
GAUAUGUGUAUAGAUCGUCGCAUAACAUGAUGCAGAAUGACAGGAAAAAUAUUUAUGUUUUUAGUKGUAGCCACGAUUCAAGCCGUUUUACUCAUUGUAUUUAUGAAGUCUUGGGGCUUGACCACAUCGCACUUKGCAUCGACUUCGUUUCGUGAGAUGUGGACAACGUGGAGUAACGACUCAAACACGGUUGACACAGAURCACAUUUACAUGGCUUUGUUGAUUUGGAACAUAAAGAUUUCAGCUGGUUGAARGUCGCUAAAAAUGUCACUGAUUCUCCAAUGGAUAAUAUAAUGCCUACUUUAGAUAGAAGAAAACCUUUGAAGCCUUUUACGACAACAAUAUCAACGUGGAAUCAAGAAAAUAGCUGGAACAGUGAAGAAGGGGUUUUGACUCCAACAGUMAAUCACGAGCCAACACAAAUCUUCUUAUUUAUAUUUGUCACGACAACUCCCAAAGCUGUAGAGAAAAGGAAUUUUAUUCGGAAUUCCUGGGGUAGUAUCCACGAGGCAACAAGAACACAAACAAAUAUGAAUGAAUCAGACCCAAGUGAUGAUGAUAACGCAAAGGCUGUUUACGUUUUCUUUAUGUUGGGAACUACCGGAAACGAGACGCAGGACCAAGCUAUCGAACAAGAAGCUAGUGAAUACGGUGAUAUCAUACGUACUUUUGAGAAAGAGUCCUACAGAAAUAUAGUACUCAAAGUUUGGUUUUCAUUCGAAUGGGCAAGACAUUACAAACCCAAAUAUAUCAUCAAAAUCGAUGACGACGUUUAUCUUCAUUUACCAAGGUUUUUUACAUGGAUAACUAAAACACAACUUCCCAAAAAGUUAUAUGCAGGUUAUGUYCACUACCGCGCGUACGUCAGUAGAAAUCCAAGAGAUGAACACUAUGUAAGCAAAGCUGAGUAUCGCGGGCGCUUUUACCCAGAAUACUGCGCAGGCCCGUGCUACGUUAUUUCAGGAAAUGUUUUAGAUARAUUCGUACUGCUUUCAAACGAAUUGUCAAAAUUUCGAGUUGAGGAUGCAUAUCUUGGGCUUAUAGCAAAGAAUGCAGGAGUGAAACCAUUUGAUGUUGGUGGAAGGACAUUUGUUUGGAGCAGAUCAUUAAAUAAGUCUGUGAAAAAGUACUCUGACGCAAGGCUUGCUAUUGCGAUUUGCUUGGGGGACAGUUUAAGUUUAGAAACSAUGAAAUAUAUUCAUGAAAGAUAUCUUAAUCUUUACGAAGACAAAGCCUCAUAAUAUCGURUUUAUAGAAAGAAGUGUGUUUAUUCCAUCAUACCGGCGAGAGGCUAUCCUGUAUGUGUCUUGCUAACGAUGAUGCUACGCGAUAUCAUYUGAGGCUUCUCAUGUAGAAACAMGGAGCAUUGAUCUCAAAAUUGAACUAAAUGGAACUUAUGAGACCAUGAUGCAUCGCGUUCACUGUCAGAAGCUGAAAAACGGAAUCCAGUUAUAAAGAAGGAAGGUUUAACUGUAACAUARACUUGUGAAACGUUUAUCAACUAUUUUCUAGUUGGUUUACACUAAUCACAAUCCCUGUGAUCUUGCUAUAUUUGUAUCAAAAAGGAAAAAUGUUGAAAGUAUUGGUAUCCCUGUGUARUCACGUGACUUAACAUUUGUUCGAGCAGUCAUUAUGGUCAGGAUUGGAUGUUGUUCAUACUGUAUUUUAUAUUUACUACAAUUGAUAAAUGAUAUUUAUCCUCAAAUGUAUUCAAUAUUUUCGUUUCCAUGAAAUAAUGGUCUUACACGAUG